This is a messenger RNA of Misgurnus anguillicaudatus (oriental weatherfish), 1055 nucleotides long. RefSeq names its product proteasome 20S subunit alpha 1 (gene psma1). The record is from RefSeq and is a predicted model, not a curated record. NCBI's taxonomy places the organism in Eukaryota, Metazoa, Chordata, Actinopteri, Cypriniformes, Cobitidae. Gene Ontology annotation, cellular component: proteasome core complex, alpha-subunit complex; proteasome core complex. Gene Ontology annotation, biological process: ubiquitin-dependent protein catabolic process.
CUAUCUAUGGUUCGCAUACCUGCUCGAUUAGUUUGGUCUUCUUAACCGAGGAAUACAAAUCGAGCUGAAUCAUCGCGCGCCCAGCAUAUAGUUGACUGUUUUGCAGAAAAUAUGUUUCGAAACCAGUAUGACAAUGAUGUGACUGUGUGGAGUCCUCAGGGUCGUAUUCAUCAGAUUGAGUAUGCUAUGGAAGCAGUGAAACAGGGCUCAGCAACUGUAGGACUCAAAUCACGCACUCAUGCUGUACUUGUGGCCCUGAAGAGGGCUCAGUCUGAACUUGCUGCCCAUCAGAAGAAGAUCCUUCAUGUGGACAAUCAUGUUGGCAUUUCUAUUGCAGGACUGACUGCAGAUGCCAGACUCCUCUGCAACUUCAUGCGUCAGGAGUGUCUGGAUUCUAGGUUUGUUUUUGAUAGACCUCUACCUGUGUCUAGGCUGGUCUCGCUCAUUGGAAGCAAAACUCAGAUUCCCACCCAGCGCUACGGCAGACGGCCGUAUGGAGUCGGGCUGCUGAUUGCAGGUUAUGAUGAAAUGGGGCCGCACAUCUUCCAGACAUGCCCUUCAGCAAAUUACUUUGACUGUAAAGCCAUGUCGAUCGGCGCUCGCUCGCAGUCGGCCCGCACAUACCUGGAGAGACACAUGGAUUCAUUCCUUGAUUGCAAUCUGAAUGAUCUGGUUCAGCAUGGUCUCCGUGCGCUGCGUGAAACUCUACCUGCCGAACAGGAUCUGACCACAAAGAAUGUGUCUAUUGGGAUUGUGGGAAAGGAGAUGGAGUUCACCAUUUAUGAUGAUGCUGAUGUGGCUCGUUUUCUUGAGGGUCUGGAAGAGAGACCCCAAAGAAGGGUAGCACAGCCAGCAGAUGAAGCCGCUCCUGCUGUACCUGAUGAACCCAUGGAACACUGAGUCAUCGACUCAACUCUUCUCUCUAUCACUUCUUUAUUAUCAAUUCAGUUAAUAAGAUUAGCUUUGGAUUUCUGAACUAGAAUAAGACACGUUUCCCAUCACAGAUUACAUAUUAUUCAGUGAAACUCUUUGAUUAAUAAAGAGAAAAAAAGUCA